CAUCGAUGUUUUUAUUCACAUCGAGGUAACAUGCUUCCUGAUGAGCAAGCCUCGGGAACAUUGGAAUGGCCCGCCUUGUCGUUGCCACAAACAAAUGGCGUUUGGCCACACCUCCAACGUACGAAGCCGGAAGAAUCCGUCAACGGACGCACGUGGAGGAAUAUGCUAUUCAACGGCAAGCGUCCCCGCUUAACUAUGGCUCCACGGGCUUUUUCUUAGAUUAUUGAGGUGCAAUUGUACUAUUCUUGCCUCACGAGAGGUGAUACAAUGGUUGUGAUGGCUUUGUAUGCUUAUGCAUUUGUUUUGAGCGUCCUGUUUCCAUCAUGCACAGAUGCACACAAACUUCCUCGACAGGGAAGUCUACUUGACCCAGUGUUAUCGAAUUUCACAAUAAACUCUACCACGAGCAUAUCGUCAACGUCUUCUGAGUACACAACCCCUACCGAUCACAUAACGAAUUCUGAUCAUAUCACUUCUCGUUCGACCCGUUCUACCGAGACAACAACAUACCUAACAUCAUCGCUACUCUUGAACAAAGAGACUCCAUCAGAGGUCAUUGUCGGCACAAGUUCGUUGGUAGCCUCAGAUAAUGGCACGUCAACACUUCCUAUCGAUCAAGCAACUUCAUCUUCAGAGUUUGCCAACGCAAAUGCAUUGGUCUCAUCAGACGGCGGCUCACUGUCUUCGACAAGCCAGAAUCAUACCACUUCGUACUUAGUGUCAGUCAAUGCAACAUCGUCACCGACCUUGGCUCAAGGAACAAGUGUGCCGUCAUCUUUGAAUGAUACACGUUCAUUCCAACUCACUACUAAGUCAUCUCACUCCUUCGAUCUUCCAUUCACAUCCAAUGGAGAAUGUCCAACGACUUAUCCCGCAGACUUACCACAGUCUUGGACAACAUUUAGUGACGCUUGCGAGGAGGCCCGCUCGUUCGGUGAACAUGCAGGCCACUCCGCGAUGGCUAAUACAUGUCUUCGCUCAUAUUGUGAUCUGACUAUGGACUGGAGUGUAUCGGAUUUCUUUGCAAAUCCCCCAAUGCUGAGCACAACUAUCACCCGGACAUUCUGGUCAGGAAUGCGCGGGGCAACCACCGAAUAUAUUUCAGAUGGUAAAACAUAUUACACUGCUCCAAUAACAGCCCAAAGCUACUGGGCUACUACAGUCACAGGUAAGUCACCUGUCCUUAAAUGAUUCUCUUCCCUGGAAUGACUGACGGGCCAAGCAAGGAUGAAUGUUGGCCAAGUCGUCAGUGCGAAGGCUCCCUGCUGUGACAGAUGUACCUUGCGGGCAGCGACAAUUGGUAUGUGACUUUGCGUUUAUGUGUGACUGGGUCGUAAUUCCCGCGAUCUUCAACCGAAAACAGCAUGAGAUUCUCC
This is a messenger RNA of Aaosphaeria arxii CBS 175.79, 1376 nucleotides long. RefSeq lists its product as uncharacterized. The coding region runs from base 268 to 1191 and encodes 307 amino acids. The record is from RefSeq and is a predicted model, not a curated record. Lineage: Eukaryota; Fungi; Ascomycota; Dothideomycetes; Pleosporales. The transcript has 2 exons.